Messenger RNA from Monopterus albus (swamp eel), 2173 nucleotides. It is a transcript of the gene skp2, whose product is annotated as S-phase kinase-associated protein 2, E3 ubiquitin protein ligase. Gene Ontology annotation, molecular function: protein binding. The transcript is spliced from 10 exons. The coding region runs from base 137 to 1399 and encodes 420 amino acids. The record is from RefSeq and is a predicted model, not a curated record. NCBI's taxonomy places the organism in Eukaryota, Metazoa, Chordata, Actinopteri, Synbranchiformes, Synbranchidae.
AGACGUAUGACGUCAAGACGCGAUUGGUGUGGAACUGAUAGGGUUCUUUGCUGCUGGCGCCGAGUUUAAAGAGUCUCGGUUGAAGAAGUGCAAUAAUAGUAGGUCGUUAUUUGCAUUCAGAACUGAACCGGAGGAGAUGCCCUACAGCAGCAUGCCUCUGCAAGAUUUGCCCUGCCUCGGCCUUCAGGGCUCCGCGUUGUCUCAGUCCAGGAGGACAAACAAACGCAAGUCGAGGGGCAGCCUCAGCGAGGGCCUGGACACCGAAUGCACCACGACAGAGCUCAUCCAGCAGUGGUCACCCCGGCACAAGCACCAGCGUCUCAUCUGCAAGGGGAAAGAGAAUGAGGGCAGCCAAUUUGUCCUUGCCAGGAGAUCGAGGAGGAAGAAAGAAUGCACGUCAGGCAUUUCAUGGGACCACCUACCAGAUGAGCUGCUUCUCAGGAUCUUCUUCUGCUUGCCUCUGCAGGACCUUCUCAGGAUGUCCACAGUUUGCAAGCGCUGGUACCGCUUAGUGUUUGAUGAGUCACUGUGGCACAGUGUGGAUUUGGAGGGGAUGACUCACAUGGGUGCUGCUCUACAGCAGGUUCUGAAAACCGGGGUUCGCAGGCUGCGCUGUUCUCGCGCCUUCGUGGAAGAGCUGCACUUCACAGGAACAAGCCCACUGCAGAUAGUUCAGAUGGACCUGUCCAGUUCCAUCAUCCCCACCUCGGCUCUGGAGAGCAUCAUCUGCCACUGCAGGCAGUUGGAGUAUCUGAGCUUGGAGGGUCUGCAGCUCUCAGACACCAUCAUCAAUUCUCUGGCCAAGAACCCAAACCUGCUACAACUCAACUUGGGUGGUUGCUCUGGCUUCUCUGCUCCGGCUCUGGCUGACAUGCUCGCAUCCUGCUCCAGUAUAGAGCAGUUGAAUAUAUCAUGGUGUGAAUUCAGUAAUAAUCAUGUGAAGAAUGUUGUUAAUCACCUGAGUCCCAGUGUUACUCACCUCAACCUCAGUGGUUACAGAGAGAGCCUCACACUAGACGAUGUGAAGGUGCUGGUGGCGAGGUGUCCUCAUAUUCAAACUCUAGAUUUAAGUGACAGCACUCAGCUGAUGGCUGACAGCCUCCCUGUCCUGGCGCAACUCACGAAUCUGCAGCAUCUGUCCCUGAGUCGCUGCUAUCACAUUAACCCUGCUGCUCUCAGUGACCUAGGCAAGACACUCCCCCUGCUGUGCCUGCUGGAUGCUUUUGGCCUUGUACAUAGCUGCCACCUGAACUCUCUGAAGAAGGAGAUACCUCACAUCUGCGUCAACUCAAGGCCUUUCUCCAGCAUCGCCCGGCCCACACCUGCCAGCAGGCUCACUGGCUCCAUCAGCGACCACACCAUGUGGAACAAGACGUGUCGCCUGAGGUUCAAACUGUAACCACAGUGCCUCCCUCUCUGUUGCUGCUGUGGUAGAGCCAUGUUUCUGCUACAAUGUUUGUGUUGGUUGGCAUCAACAGUACUGAAGAUCACACGCUCUGGACCAUGCUGUUUUUUUUUUUGUUUUUUUUUUAAUGUAGGAAAGCAAGGUUAGGACAUUGAACCCUGUUCUUGUUGGAAUGUACUGCAUUAAUGCAAGCUUUGUACAUUUUAAAAUCAGUUUUUAUGUUCUAAUAAUGUGUUAAUUUAAAAUGUUAAUAUGGUUUUAAAGGUUCAGGUGAAAUGUUUUACUCCAUCUGAUGAAGACUAGGGGUAGGGACUGUUCCUCAGACAUUUUAAUGCCCAACGUGGUUAGUUCCUACCUCUAAUGAACAAUCAGAAAAGGUUUUAAUGUAAAAUGAUAUCUGGAUCUUGUCUCCAAAUUAGUGUAUGUGUGACUUCUCAUCAGCUGGACAGUUGCUUUUAUGAAGAUCUCAUUAUGUCUGUGCAUGUACCGUUUGCCCAGUGCUGUAGAUUACUGUUUCAAUCCAAUGUUACACAGACUGUUGACAACAAAAACAUUCCAGUUCAGUCUUAAGUCAACCACUAAAUACACAUUAUGUCCCAGUUUGUUUCAGUGGGUGUUACUUGGCUUUUAAGAGUUAGUGAUUAAGCCUGAAAUGUCACUUGUCCCUGGAGGUAAGCUCAACUCAACUUACUGUUACAAGUGUGUAACUUCAUGUAUACGUUUAUUAUUGAAAUCAGUUACAGGUGCUGUACUGGACUACAUUAUAUU